GACCUCGACAAGGCCACCUCGAAACGUGAGGCCCCCAGGUUCGGCAAGCUCAUCAACGGGCUUAGGGGCGCGACGGCGUGCGCGCCCACUUCCACUCUGGCCUCUUUACUGGGGAAGGAGAAGCAGUCUUGGUGCAGGAAGCUUCGCACGUCAAGCUCUGCCACGAAUGGCGCCAUCCGCAGGUGCAUGGAGGACUGCAGCAAGAUUGCCAGCAGCUUUCAAAGGAUGGAAUGCUACUCGCAGUACUUGGCGUUCUCGCAGUGGGCUGAGGUGCAGUACGUGGCGGCGCCUGGCAAGCUAUUUCGACUUAUCAAGAAUAUGCCUGCAGCGAAGGGCGAGUUCGAAGGCGGGCCGAUCGUCUCCUCCGAUCCGCUCGCGGCGAUGGAUAUCAGCGCAAUGGUCUGGCGCAAGCAGUGGACUGAUUCUUCGUUGGGUAUCGGGGCGGUGUCGCAUCCCCCGAGCACGGCGCGCGACUGUUUCUGGGGAGCCCCUUUCCCCACAUUCGACUUGGAGACGCUGGGGGAAGGCGCCGGGCGGGCGAAGGGCACCUCGGCCAAGGGCAUCGAGCCGCUGGGUAAGACAG
Molecule: messenger RNA, 583 nt
Organism: Prorocentrum cordatum
Lineage: Eukaryota; Dinophyceae; Prorocentrales; Prorocentraceae
Source: the annotation of a GenBank genome assembly